This is a messenger RNA of Xiphias gladius (swordfish), 6547 nucleotides long. It is a transcript of the gene sack1ha, whose product is annotated as family with sequence similarity 83 member Ha. The coding region runs from base 244 to 5241 and encodes 1665 amino acids. Gene Ontology annotation, biological process: positive regulation of cell migration; protein localization to cytoskeleton; intermediate filament cytoskeleton organization. Gene Ontology annotation, molecular function: keratin filament binding. Gene Ontology annotation, cellular component: membrane; keratin filament. NCBI's taxonomy places the organism in Eukaryota, Metazoa, Chordata, Actinopteri, Istiophoriformes, Xiphiidae. The transcript is spliced from 6 exons. The record is from RefSeq and is a predicted model, not a curated record.
AAGUUUUUUUUCCCCGCCGCGCUCCGUCUCAGGCAUUCUCGCCAGCAUGCCUCGAGCAUGACAGCGAACUGGUUCAGCUGGGUGACGGGGGGGGGAAAAGCGAUGUAGCAGGGAACCUUCGCCAAGUCCCACCUGGACCUAGAGGCGCGACGCGACCGCGGAGGGACCGAAGGACACGAUGACUGUCGGCUCUAAGUUUGCCGGACGAGAAGCUUGACGACUAAGUAUCGGCGGGACAACAGUAUGGCACGUCGCUCUCAGUGUUCCUCUGCUGGGGAUAACCCCCUGGACCCCAACUACCUCCCUCCUCACUACCGGGAAGAGUACCGCUUAGCUAUUGACGCACUGGUCGAGGAUGAUUUGGAAGGAUACUACAAGUUCCUCCAAAAAGCCGAUGUGGUGGACUUCCUGUCCACAUCUGAGAUUCAGCAUAUUCAGAGCUCUGUUCAGGUCCCUCUGCAGAGCCACCACCCUGAACAACAUUUUCUGGAGACCGGGGGAGAUGGCUCCUCGGACACUUACUGGCCGAUUCACUCUGACCUGGAUGUCCCAGGUCUGGACCUUGGAUGGCCUCAGCUGCAUCACUUCAUUGGGCCCACAGAGGUCACCACUCUGGUCAACCCCCCUGAGCCUGACAUGCCGAGUAUCAAGGAGCAGGCCCGACGGCUUAUCAAGAACGCUCAGCAGGUCAUUGCUGUAGUGAUGGACAUGUUUACUGAUGUUGACCUGUUUGAAGAUAUUCUCAAUGCUGCCACGAGGAGCGUUGCCGUCUACAUCCUUUUAGAUGAGCAGAAUGCACAUCACUUCAUCACCAUGGUGACCAACUGCAGGGUCAAUCUACAGAGCAUUCAAUUUUUGCGUGUGAGAACAGUCUCUGGCAUCACGUACCACUGCCGCUCAGGGAAAUCCUUUACAGGUCAGAUGAUGGAUCGUUUCUUGUUGACAGACUGCAGGGCUGUGCUGAGUGGAAACUACAGCUUCAUGUGGUCUUUUGAGAAGCUCCACCGCUGCAUGGCACACCUUUUCCUAGGACAGCUCGUGUCGACCUUUGAUGAAGAGUUUCGGAUUCUGUUUGCUCAGUCCCAACCACUGAUGAUUGAAAAUGUGCUCGCUCAAACGGAAGAUUUGAGCCUUUUACAAAAGAGGCAAUACCCAAGUGAAAGAACUUCACUGUACAGAGAACCCAGGAAAUUUCGAUCACUGGACACCGGUCAUUCAGAGGAACGGGUGAGACGUUCCUAUGAUGAACGUGUGGAUGUGGAUUGGAGAAUGAUUCCACUCAAAAGGCAGGGGUCCCUGCAGGGCCCUUCAGAUAUGUACAGUAGAUAUCCCUCCCAGCAGCCUCACAUGGAUCCGUCUUUUGAUCAGGGCCCCUCCAGGAUGGCCACGAUGGAAAUUCCUGCCUUCAAACGUCACAGUUAUGCUGAAGGUGUUCAUGGUGGAUUCUCUUAUCCGUUCCUGCAGCAACAGGGAAUGCCAGAGCCUGAGAACCAGGGAAAGCAGUUUCACAGGGGGCAGCAGCCCUAUCCAGGGCCUGGACCAGGACCAGAAGCAGAUUACAGUGGCUACGACAAGUUCUGGGGCCAAGACUAUCAUUCAGCAGAUCAGUACUCUGAACCUGGUUUACCACAAGAGAUGCAACCACCUGAUAACUUUGACCCUGUGCUUAACUAUUUAUCAUCUACCAGAAAUGUGGACUUUGACCAGAGUCCGGAGAAAUUACUACCUGCAGCAGAUUUACCAUUUAGUUCAUCUUACCCUAGAAGACUGAGUUUAGGCCAGCCAUAUGCCUGCCAAACCUCUCCCACCCCCUCAAAUCCAACUGAUCAGAUGCAGUUUUUCCAGGAGCCUAACACUGACCGCAAGGAUCAUACAGUGAAACGAGGGCUAAGAAACUGGAGGAUCAGCUCAUACCUCAGUGCAUAUGAUAACACAGGAGAUGAAGGCCUGCCACCGGCAGGGAGCACUGAAGCACUGCCACCUCAGGCACCAGACCCUUUUGAAGACCCCUCAAACCCCCUACAGCAAACAGCACGAGGCAUAGAUUUUUCAGUUCCUAAAAUCCCUAAUGUCAGAGAGUUUAAGGUUCCUGCAAUACCCAGGGCAAGUCAGAUGCCAAGUUACACCAAAACCACUGUAAGAGAACAGCAAAAGAAAUUGCCUGAUGAACCUACUGCAGGGGCAGCAGAGACAGAAAAAAAACCGACACCUUCAGAAUCAUCAUCCACAGCAGAAAGAAAAAUGGCAGAGGAAACAGGACAAAAAGAGGAAAAAGAACCAAAAACCACUGCUCUCCGAAGGGAGGAGUCAUUCCGUAGGAAGUACAAUGCUGCAACGCCAAGGAGUUCCAGAUUAAGAUCCUCGCUGAUAUUCAGCUCUCUUGAUCAGCAGCAUGCUUUUCAAGAUAACAAAACUGCUCCAGGCCAACAGGGUGAGGAAAGUGACAAAAAUGAGGCAGAACAGACAAAACUACCUUUUGUUUCACAGGUUUUAGGACAAAGGCGAUCUGCUGCAAGAGAACCUUUUGAAUGGAGCCGUUACAUAAAGUCACGCACUUUUGAUAACUCAGCCACAGAAACAUCCAAACCAGAUGAUGGAGACAGUAAGGCAGAUAUUAAAGAUCCAUCAAAGGUAGAAAAUUCAAAGGAUCUUUCAGAAAACCGUGGGUCACAGGAGUCAUUAAAACUGCCAGAUGUAGAGCAAGCUACUUCUUCACCAUCAGUGCCCCGAUCCAAGCCUUCUGAAGACGAGCAGCCCAAAUCUGAUGAACCAGUGCAAGCACCCAAAUCUUUGCUCACCACUCCAUUGUGUUUAGAUAUGAAUGAUCCUGAUAAGAGACUCACGUUUUUCAAAGAGUUGGCAGCAAAACGCAAAGCUGCUAAGGCUGCAGAAGCCGAGAAGAGCAAAGACAAGGCUCCAAUGAAACCACCAACUGAUCACAAAAAUAAUACCACCGUUAAAAAGGAGGAACAUGAUCCAAAAGAAGCCUCAGAAAAGAUGAUUAAUACUUUGCCACCUGAGGGUUUAUCUGACAAAAAUGUUACUGUAGAUGAUGAAGGGAAAACAGCAUCCACAGAGGUAUGUGAGUCUGUCAGUCUGUCUUCAGAGGCCAGUGUUAAGACCAACAAGCAGGACAGUCUUGUUAAAAAUGAUCCCAGAGUUUCGACUGAUUCAGAGAAGAAAGAGCCGAAAACCAGCAAACCAGCAACAUCUAUGCCUUUUUCUGAAGAAAUAGAAUCUCGUCCUAGUGAAACUCCUAAAGACCCAAAGCUGUCAAAACCUGCUGUAAAAGAGUCAAGUCAUCCACUUAUACCAACAAAUGCUACCCCUGCUAAUGUUCCUUCUCCUGCACAAGGUACUGAUGAAAGGGAAAGCCCAAGCUGUGAUUCUACCUCAAAUGAGUCUAGUUCACACACUCCCAGUUCAGUGGAGGCCCCACCUUCUUCUGCAUCUGCUGCAUUGGAUUCUAACGCCCAAAGUCCUGAAUCACUUCAGUUAGAAACCAGAAUGUCCCAACCUGCGCCACGAUCUGAACAACAGACUGGGUCAGAGUCGAGCUCUUCCAACCCAUCCGUUCAAAGCUCUUCCUCUGAUCACAGUCUGUCAGAUUCUGGUUCACAGUUCAGUCCAAGUCCUGCAACCUCUAGCUCUGCUCCUCUUUCCACUCCUGGAGAGACUUUAUGUUCUAAUGUUACCCCAGAAGACUCCAGCUCAAUCCCUUCCUCCAGCAUAUUGUCUCCAAAUUCUGAUAAAAUAGAAGCACAGGAAUCUGUCAGCUCCUCACCACAUGAGUCCUCCCAAACAAUUGACAAAACUUCUACAGGAUCUACAGAAUCUGAGGCUUCCCAAGCUCCUGUAGAUCCUGUUUCCCAGUUGACGUCAUCCAAGACCCCUACAGCGGUUGACUCUGCAGACGUGGAAUCUGAUAUAUCUCCAGACACAUAUGCAGCUUGUGCAGAACCAAACACAUCCUCAUUACAGUCCACCACAAAGACAAAUUCCGAGGAGGUUUGUGUUCCAACACCUUCAGAAAAAGAUGAACCUGAAUCAGAAAAUAUCUCUGUCCCAAAGGCUGUUGCCAAGGAAUCUGAGGUUCUUGGAUCAUCAAAGGAUGUCAAAGCUGAUAGCACACCUCCUAGUCUUAGCCCUUUAUCCCCCAAGUCAAGUUUACCUAAUGUACCUGAUCUAGAAAGUUCUACUUCUAGACCCGAUCAAAUUGAGACUACUACUCUCCACUCCCCACCUGAGCAAACCCCAUCAGAAACAUGCUCUCCUGUCAAUCCAGACAUUACUCCUAAUGCUGACCAGUCCACGACAAAUGUAUCUCCACAAGUUGCACUAACACAAGCAACCCCUCCCGUCGAACUUAUACUGACAGGAUCUCUCACUCUUAUGCCUGUCGAAACAGUAUCAUGUUCUUCACCUCUAACUGAGUCAGUUGGAUCAGUAUUUUCCCCUGAGGCUGAAAAAACAGAAACCAACAUGUCUGCAUUGUGCAGCCCCUCAGAUACACCCUCUCUUCCUAAGAAGAUUACAACAGACUCCAACGAAACUCCAAUGCCCCCAUUACCAGAAGCUUCUAGCCCAACUGAGCCUACCUCAAAAAUUUCAGCAGAGACUGAUGUGCAAUGCAAAACACCUGAAUCUGUGACUUCUGAAAGCUACCCUUCAGAGCCACCUGUACCUGCUGAAAAUCGUAAACUAAACCAUCAGAGUGUAAGCAAAGAGCAUGAAUUGUCUGGCCCUGGUAAGAAGAUACCUGAGGAUACUGACGCCACAAAUAAGGUCAAUAAAAGUACUAUGCAGGAAUCUGUCGGAAGUGAAAAAUCAAAUGACCAAAUGGGGAAAAAUGACUGCUCUGAACAGGCAGCGAUCACAUCAGAUGAAGUCGUUCCUCUGUCACCACUGUCCAAGCAGCCAAAAUCAAGCCAGUCUCGCUAUCACUCCUCAACAGCCAACGUGCUCUCAAGCAGCAACCUCAGAGACGAUACAAAGCUGCUUCUAGAGCAGAUUUCUGCCAAUAGCCAGAGCAGGAACGAGGCUACCAAAGAGUCCCCUGUCACCGAUGACGAGAAAGAAGAUGAAGCUGACAAAAAUGCCAAAAGGGAGAAAGAAAGAGGGAUCAGGACACUUAGCAGUGGGCAGCCUAAGUCGACGCAGGAGAGGGAGAAGGUGCUUGAGAGGAUCCAGAACAUGAGGAAGGAUAGGAAAGUUUACAGUCGUUUUGAGAUGGCACCUUAACUUUUAUCCCAAGGAAUGUUGAGAGAAAGAAACAGUACAUACAGUAUGUGUAGAAAGAAGAUGAAGUCAAGUAAAAAGUUUGAGUGAUGCGCAAAGACACGAACUUCAAAGGGUGAAUCGAAUACAAAAGGAUACAAACCUGUUGUCCCAAUUACAUGUGCCAUGUUCAACAAAGGGCUAACUGUGGGUGAAUAACCAAAUUGCUACCAGUGUGAAAAGUUCAUGGACUGAGAAUACGUAUGUGGUCGAAUAUGUUUUUACAGACUGCAUGGGUAAAGUGCAAUGUGUGCAACAGAUUUUCUUCUAUCAUGAACCCUGCUAAGGCUUUUUUUUUUUUUUAAAGCACCGACAGCCAUUACAUUACAUUACAUUAAUGUCAGCUGGUUUUUUAGACAAAAUGUGAUGUUCAAGUGUAGCAGAUAAUCUAAAGUAGUCUGAGUUUGGAAAACUGUAAAAUAAUGUAGUUUGUAUUGUUGUAUUUCACAGUCAUGUUAAUCAAAAAAUGUUGAUUAUUACAUAUACAUGUAUUUGUGAAACAGGUGGAUAUGUAAAUGCAUAUCCAUGAAAGGCAAUUUAUUUCAUGUAAAUAAAUAAACUUUAAUUCUUUGCAAUCUGAAUCAAACAUUGAAUUGAAAAAUGCUGAACAAACCUGAGAUUGAAUCAGAAUAUCAUCUUAAUGAUAUACCAACAAUAGUACCGUGUAAAUCAUUGCACACUGUGCAGUAUGUAAUGUUUCUGUUUCUUUUAUCUAUUCAACAUUAGCUAAUAGGAGUCAUUUAGGUUAGAUGUCAGUUUUAUAAACUGCACCUGGUUGUUUUAAAGGUUCAGUUCUCCCAAAUCACCCAAAGUAUUUUUAUAUAGUAAAGUAAAUUAUUUUUAUUAAAUGAUUUGUGAAGCAUCCAUCCAUUAGCUAUACUGCUUAUCCUUUUGAGGGUUGCGAGGGGGGCUGGAGCCUAUCCCAGCGGACAUUUGUGAAACAAACACAUAGUUAAAAAUAUGUUGCUUUCAAAUUAUUUAAAUUUAAUCUUUGGCCAUGUAAAGCCAAAGCUACAUGAAAGUACGGGGUUAUUUUUUGUAAUGUACUGCAACCAACCCUUUAAUUAUCUCUGAAAAUUUGCCUAACCCCUUUAUUUUAUAAAUGAAAACUUGUCAUAUCUGUACAUUGAAACAAGAAAUGCUGAAGCUGCAAAUAAUUUACCUAACAGUAAGAGAGUUGUGCUCUGAAAGUUAAACUUUUUAUAAUGAAUUUAUGAUACCUUUGUUCAGCAACAUUUGCCAUUUGUAAAUAAAAUUUCUUUAAAAUGUG